AUGCUGGAGCAGGACUGGACCCCUUUGUCCGCUUUAAACAUUUUUGUCAAGGACAUGGGCAUUGUCGUCUCGACAGCACGAGCUACUCAGUUUCCGUUACCAGUUGCAUCUGUCGCAGAGCAGUUGUAUAUCUCAGCUUCGGCCAAGGGGUAUGGCAAGGAGGACGACGCUGGACUGGUAAGACUGUUUCUGCAGGAACCUGAAAACUCAACAAUCACCGGACCAACGUCUUCCCUCGAGGUGUCAAAGUCACUGGAUAAAACACCUACAAAAGUCGCCGUGUUUAAUCUCGAUGACCUGGGAUGUGAUCUAGCAGUGUCAUUUGCCAAUAGUGGUUUCAACGUCCACGUCUUCGACGUCGAUGGCACGAAGGCCGCAGGCGACGGAUCUUCUCCUCGGAACCAGCAAAACUGCCGAAGCUCCUGCAGACAACGCAUUCAUAUUAUUGCUCUCAACAGCCUCUCCGUCACAGGCAAAAAUCUCGCAAAGCAGCUGGCUGAUUUGGGAACCGGCAUUUCCCUGAUCGAUGCCCCGGUUUGCCACGGCGGCUCCUCCAAGGAGAGUCCGACCACAACCAUGCUGUACUCAGGCACCGAUACCGCGAUUGGCAGGGCCAGCGGCAUCAUUGCUGCUGCCCACGGUGCAUUCGACAGAGUCCGACAAGUAAGCGGAGGGCUGGGCUCGGCAUCGACAGUCAAACUGAUUGACCAGAUGUUAUCCGGUAUCCAGCUCCUCGCGGCGGCCGAAGCGAUGGCGUUUGCAUCACAUCUAAGUCUCAGCACCUCUCAAAUCUUCCACUUUGUCCGUAGUGCGGCGGCGUGGAGUUGGAUGUUGGAGACUCGGGUCCCGAUGAUGCUGGAGGGUGCUUGGGCUCCUCCUUCUCAGUCUCGCUUUGAGGCCCCGUUAUCGACUCUUGCGAGGGACCUCGGAUGGUUCUUGGAGAGACAAAGGAGUUGA
Molecule: messenger RNA, 957 nt
Organism: Aspergillus mulundensis
Lineage: Eukaryota; Fungi; Ascomycota; Eurotiomycetes; Eurotiales; Aspergillaceae
Exons: 4
Coding region: 1-957 (318 amino acids)
Molecular function (GO): NAD binding; oxidoreductase activity
Source: RefSeq, a predicted model, not a curated record